UUGGCUGCCAGGUUUCGGCUCGGAUGCUCGGAUGCGGCGCCCCGCGGAGCAGAGGCGGCCGCCUCGAACCCGCGGCCGGCCCGAGCCCGCGGCGCGGACCGCCGGCGACGCGGCACGAUGCUGUCGCCCUAUGACAUGUUGCAGGAACCCACUGGCGACUCCAGCUCGCCCAAGCUCGUGCCGUCGUCUUUCCCUACAGCGACACAGGCGGAGUGGCAGAGGGACCCUACCAGCGUGGCGGGAUAUUUCGCGCGCAUCAAAGAGGUAGAGGUUGCAGCUUGCGUGGAGAUGCAGCGGCUCAAGGAGCAGGGCUCCGUGGAGAGAUGCCGCAUCACCGAGGAGCACCGCUCCCGCCGCUACGACCGGUGGGCAGACACGGCGAAGGCCACGGCAUCAGAGGACGCGAGCACGCACCGCGAGGCCAUCGCAGCCAACCGCGAGGUCGCUCAGCACGCCAUAUCCACGAGCGCCUGGGUCGAGGAGUCGCAGGCGCGCUCGCGGAGCUCGCUGCUGCCGGGGCCUGUCGCGUGGCCGUGGUCGGCGCUCGCCGCGAACGUGGUCCUCUGGGGUGGCAUGCGCCGCCUGGGGCUGCGGUCGUGGCGCGGGGCGGUGGUGUGGCUGGUAUUGUGGGCGCUGGCGCUCCGAAAGGCCCGGGGCACUGCGCCGUCCGGGGGGGCGCCAAGUCAGAGGAGGGAAAGAUACCCAUGCCUCUACCCUCCACACGUUUUCCUCUUUCUGGGCCUCCUCGGAGGCCCUCGUCGCCACCGCUGGAUUCGCCUCGAAAUUCUCGUCAGAACGCACCCCGGGAGGGGUCUGGGGAGUAGCGGUAUCGGUGCCUUUCUGGUCUCCCCGCUAAGGGCCCAAAAAUGUUCCGAGCCCCGAAUCAGCAGGGCGGGGGGUGGUCAGGAGUAGUUUUUGGUGCGUGCAUCGGGGGGGCCCUGACCCGAGUUGGCCAAGACCGGUGUCAUCCCGGAUGACUCACUCGAGGCUUCCAGCGUGGAGAGGCCUGGUGCACAAAAGCCAGGAGGCCACACGCGGAUCUGUGGCGUCGCAUCUGGAUGCUUGUGCGUGAGGAGUCUCAAGAUUCUGGUGCUCUCGAAGUUGUCAAGGUGAAGGCCCACUCGGGCCGCGACCCCGAUACCCUCGUCGGCCAGGCCCGCCUCGACGUCCUGGGUAACGCGCAGGCGGACCUGCAGGCCAGGAAAGGCGCGGCCCUGCACGGGCUCCCCGAGGGAUUGAGGCAGGUCUGGCAGCAGCGGUCCAAGGACUCGAUCAAUAUGUGUAGUUUUGUUGCGUGCAUGACUAUGCAAGUUGGCACGGUCAAGGACACCACAGGCCGCCAGGCCCAGGUCCGGAGUGGGGUCCGCCUUCGAAGGCGUGCUCGGGAGGGACCUCCUCCUGGGUCCCGACCCCACAACCUGGUCUGAGACUGCAAGGCUUGGAGAUGACAGCAGUGCGGUCGCUUCUCUGGCACGGCUCAGGGAAUGCACGCCCUCUUUCGCACUCCCUGCAGGAAUGCGCAUGCUAGAGUGGCCCGCUUCGUCUUGCCCGCAAGGACCUCGCUGGGGCCACCCAGCCGUAAGCACGUUCUCUUGCGUGCUGGAGGUUUUGUGAUUUGAAGCAAUUGCGGGGUUUUCUCCAGCGGGCGGGCCAAGAAGCUGUGUCUGCCGUGCGAAGGAGAGCCUGCCAAUGCGCAGGCGAAGUGCCGCCGAGGCAAGCUGCUCAGGGGAGAGAGCCCGUACACAAGUCAAAGACUUCGCGACGGGGAGGCUGUUCCUCUCCCACCCGCUGAGCAGCGGGCUGUGCUGGCUGCGCUGCAAGCUCGCUAGCACUGCACUCUGACCUCGGUGAGCAGCGGUGCGCCAUCGGGGAGUUCGCAAACAAAAAAC
Molecule: messenger RNA, 1889 nt
Organism: Prorocentrum cordatum
Lineage: Eukaryota; Dinophyceae; Prorocentrales; Prorocentraceae
Source: the annotation of a GenBank genome assembly